AUGCGCAACGAGGACUUCGCGAGCUCGGCGCUGGCGCUGGACUUUUGCGACACCUUCGAGGGCGUCUACUUGCCCUCGGCAGAAGGUGAAGUGGACGCCUGGCGGAGGCUGGGCAUCGAGCAGGCCCACGUCCGGGGCUGCGCGGUGCUGGGCUUCUGCCGAGACAUCGGCUGGGGCCUGUGGGCGGAUCUGUGGACUGCCGGACUUUGGCUCUACCCACUGGAGCAUGCCAUGGAAGACGCUCAGCUGUCCAGGCCGAGCGGCGGGCUGCAGCUCCUCUACCGCUGCCUGCACCCUUCGCCGCUCGGCGCCUGGGAAGCCGUGCUGGGCGCCGAGCCCGCGCCGCAGGUGUGCGUUGCCUUGAAGGCAGACCCUCCUGAGGCGGCGUCCGACUGGCAGGACCUUCUAGGCCCCAUCCUGGGCUUCCUCCUGGACUUCCACUCAGCAAGCUGGCGGGGCUUCGUGCACCAACGGGCCCUGAACGGUCUGAGCGCCAUGGAGAUCGCCAGCCGGCUCUCCCACCUGCUAGCCGACACCUUCGCAGUGCGGUGUGUGUGCCGCCGGUUCCUGGCCUCGAGCCGCAGAUGCAGCGGCCGCUGGCGCGGCGCGUUGCACCAGCUGCUGCAGCUGCCCCGCAGGCUCUACAAGCCGAGUGAGGCGUCGGGUAUGGAUCUCUCGCGGCCCUUCACUCGGUCCAUGCAGCUCCUGCCCACAGACGCGUUGCGGUACAUCAUGGCGCUGUUGACGGAUGUGAACGUGGCGGCCUUGGAGCAGAGCUGUGCCUUCCUGGCGAAGAUCCACGGCCAGCACCGGCGCUUCGAGAUCUCCUGGAAGCAGUCCCUGCACGCCAUGAGGAGCCGGAUGGUGGCGCUCUCCAAGACCAGGCUGUCGUGGCUCUCGUGCCUGAGCCUGACGGCGGAGGCCCACUUUAGGCGCCACCACUGGGCGGCCUCCAUCACCGCUGUGAAGGUGAGCACCAAAGUCCUGGGCGGCGCGGGCAAGAUGUUCGAAUGUGAGGAGAGCAAAGGUCUGCACAAAGCCUGGCCACAUUGCGUGCGCUUUGCCCACAGACUGCUCAAGCAGGUGCCGGUGUCCUGGGACCGGGAGGCCUUUGCGAACUCGGAGAGUCGCACCACGGAGAACGGGAUCCCCAAGGAGACCGUCUUCUCGGGCAACUUGGUUUCAACGCCCUCGUGCUUGAAGAGCCGUGGCCAGCUGCUGCUUUUCGGGGAUAUGCUCUGGCGCCGGGACGGCGUGCCCUUGGAGUCCGAAGCCCCCGUCGCGGCCCACGAGAUGCUGGCGCAGCUGGAGGAGGGCGAGGGCACCUACCUGGGCCGGCGGCGGGGCUUCGGGUCGCGGCGCUGCAUGCCGGGGGCCAACCGCUGCCACUGGGCGGUCUGUGCGGAGAACAUGGGGCUCUCAGCCGGGGACCACGACGCCAGGACCUGCCCGGCCUGCAGUGAGACCCGGGGCUUUUCCACUCUCUGCGCGUCCUUCGUCAACUCCUUCGAGUUCCAGCUGCCCGAAAUGACGAAGCCGUUGGUGGUGGACAUCGAGCUGGAGGCCUUUGUCCUUCCGUUCCUCUUCACCUCCACUGACUUCGAGCAGCGCUGCCUGCCUUUUCGGGUUCUCGAGGAGGAGACUGAGAUCUCGGAAGACACCUGGGGCGAAGAGGACAUGAGCGACGGCCCGGACUGA
Molecule: messenger RNA, 1698 nt
Organism: Effrenium voratum
Lineage: Eukaryota; Dinophyceae; Suessiales; Symbiodiniaceae
Source: the annotation of a GenBank genome assembly